AUGGGUCUGAGAGUUCAUUCAGGCUUCUGCGACUACGCUGCUGAGUGGUCAGUCAACGAAGACACGGAUGAGAUCACGCUGGCGUUCCGCGGUAGGAGCAACGGGUGGGUGGCCGUCGGAUUCUCCGGUGACCAGGCAAUGGCAGGUGAUGAUGUCCUCAUGUGCAUAGCCGACCCUCCGGGCGCGGGCGCCAAUUCCACCGGUGCACGGUUCGAACACCGCUACAACUACGGCUACUCCAACCUGCCAGCAGAAGCGGAAGGCAUCACCGUGAACAGUGCAUCGUUCACAGACGGCAUACUCCAGUGCUCCGUGACACGUGACCUCACUGUGUUCAACAGCAGCCACAUGACCUUUGACCUGUCAUCUGAUUGGUUCAUGCUCUUCGCUCAGGGGCCAAUCUCGUCAUCGGGACAGCCAGUUCGACACUCCGUGUACCCCGCUAUCACCGACAUGAAAGCUAGUCUGUCCUCCCUGGAUGAAGUCUUUGUCCUGGGCGAAUCUCGCCGCCCGUCACCCGGUCAGGGUGACGGGGGAGGAAGUGAAGAUGAGACGGGGAGCGACAACGGUAGUUCCGCUAUUCAACUCACAGGUCAUUGGAUGGCUUUGUUUGUUUGUCUACACGUCCUCUUGAUCGGCUGGUAAAAUAAAUUAUUUACCUAUACAACUUUUUUUUGCGAGACUCUAGCGUCGGCGGGGAAACACGUACCGCCAUUAUAUUUAUAUCAUUUUAAAGCUUGGAAUCUGAACUAUAUCCCUGGCGAGUAUUGGUUCGAUAUUUUAAUGAGUUUUUAAUUUAUUCGUGUUCAAAUAAAGGCAUGACGAAAACAAACUCAACUGAUUCCAAGAGAAAUCCAUGAUGCGGUACAUUUGAUGCAAACUCGAGUCACACUUUGAGCGCGCUUUUUGAAUAGGUACAUACUUGCACGUGAAUUUCAAAAUUGAACUUGAAACAAAAAGUAUUGUGAAUUGAUUUGAAGUGUAUAGUCUCCGUGGAUCGAAAAGAAUAGGAAACACAGAAAGUAAAAGGCAACGAGAUCGUCACAUCAUGAACUUGAUGAACAAUUUCAACACUAGAAAACAUGCGCAUGAAUGAUUUUCCUUGAAAUCAGUCGAGUUUGUUUUUGACAUGCCUUUAUUUGAACACGAAUAACUUCAAAACCCUUUUGAAAAUCAAACAGUACCCGUCAAUGGAGAAACCAUUGUGUACGCCCAUUGGACAAAGAAAGUGCCCCGUGACGGAUUAUUUGAACGAUAGCUAGCACAAUGCUUUCGCCAUUGAAGGGGGCCUUCGUGAUAGAAUUGAUAUCGUGCCAGGAUUGGUCCAUAUACGAGCUUGCAAAUGGAGUUGUUGCCACCAUCGGGUGCUAGUUAUAAAGGCAUCGGAAUUCUUAAGACCCCAGUUCCAAAAUAAUAUUUUAUUAAUACAUGUAUUUGAAUAAUUUACUGCGUUCUUGCAGAAUACCAGAGUAAUGUGGUCUCAAAUUGCUAUGACUAUAGAAUAAAAACGCGAGCAAAAUGUUUCAUUUUCAAGUCGGAUAUUUCAUUAGGUUUUAUUUGUUUAUUCUGAUUAAACAAGGUAAAACUGAAAAUAGGUUUUGAAAACAAGAUGAAAUAAUUAGCAGAUAUAGGGGGACCUUUAAUGAGUGGAAACAUACAGCUAGUCAGUCUUAUGGUAUAGUGAUAGUAAGUACAUUUGUAUAUUGCGCUCUAGAUGCAAUAUUUUCGGUAAUAUUUUCUGUUGAAAUCAAACUACUAAAAAUAAGCGAUUACUAGUUCUUCCCUUCACCAAAACUUAAAAUGAUCUUUAUUGGCUCAUUCAUAUUUUUUUCAACAAGAAACAAAACUAAUCUUAUCAAUUGCAACCAGAACUCCCCUUAAUGUUGGAUCACAGUUUUGGGCUGCAGUAAUUUUAGUAAUAAAAAAAUAUUCAAUAUCAAAACUG
Patiria miniata (bat star) is the source of this 1945-nucleotide messenger RNA. Its product is annotated as DOMON domain-containing protein FRRS1L-like. Gene Ontology annotation, biological process: regulation of glutamate receptor signaling pathway. Bases 1 to 645 code for a protein of 214 amino acids. The record is from RefSeq and is a predicted model, not a curated record. Lineage: Eukaryota; Metazoa; Echinodermata; Asteroidea; Valvatida; Asterinidae. The transcript has 6 exons.